This is a messenger RNA of Porites lobata, 4200 nucleotides long. The record is from the annotation of a GenBank genome assembly. NCBI's taxonomy places the organism in Eukaryota, Metazoa, Cnidaria, Anthozoa, Scleractinia, Poritidae.
AUGGAAUAUACUUCACAACAGUUAAACUAUUUCAGAAUAUGUUAUAUCGCCUUCAACUUGGUCCCCGAAGGACUUCGGAAAGUCUUCAAACAAGAGUGGAAUUUCCUUUACAUGACAACUCCAUUUGGGGAAUGGAAAGACAUUCCACAAAAUGGCAGCGAUUUCUACAACAACGAAACGGGGAGAAGUCGCAAAAAGAAUGCUCGAUAUUUUGCGACAAUAACAAAGGGAAACACCGCGGAGUGGGACUGCAGUUGUCUACUUUUUGCGAUAUUGUUCUCGGAUAGUAUUGGCACCACUCUGAGUUCGACAAUCAGAAAAGAGGUCGACGAUCUUCGACAGGUGCGAAACGACAUCGCUCACAUAAACGAGGUUGAAGUUACUGAUGUUGAAUUUCAAAAUUAUGUCGCAAGAGUGAUAGCUGCAUUUACAUCUUUGAAACUCGCAACUGAUGAAAUCGAGGAUGUUAAAAACCAGAGCAGCUUUCCCACAGCAGAAGUAAAAAGCCUCAAGCUAAAGGCUGAUGGACUUAAAGCUGAUUUAAAAGCGAAAAAUGAAGAAGUUAAAAAUCUAAACUCCGACUUACAAUUGACCCAAGACGCAUUACAUACCAAGCAGGAAGAAGUAGAAACCCUCACUCAGGAAAUCAAUUCCAAAGUCGAGUCUUUCUGUAGUCUUACAUUCAAGCCAUCGCACCAAAUCAUCAGACGUUCCAACGAUGUCACAAGAAUCAAGAACAAGCUGGAGGAACUUAAAAAUGAAAGCAAAGGGGCCAUCAGCACCAUUUAUUUAUCAGGAAUUCCGGGCUGUGGCAAAAGUCAAAUCGCUCGUCAAGUGGGACAGGACGUCUAUGACACAAGACUUCGUGAAGGCGAAGGUCUUACAUUUGUUGUAACGCUGAAUGCAGAGACCAUUGACUCACUCGCCGACUCCUAUUUCAAUCUAGCCAAACAACUGGGAGUUACGGAAUACGCCCUAACCAACCUGGCAACCUUAAAGAGGGACAGCUCAAGUGAAACAAUGCAGCAUCUGAUGCGUUUCAUUUCUCCAAAAGUGAAACGAUUUUCUGCCUGGCUGAUUAUUGUGGAUAAUGUUGUUGACCUAUCCUUGGUUCCUAGUUAUCUGCCUCCAACCGCCAGUGAAGAAUGGGGUCAUGGUCAGGUGCUGAUAACAACACAAGACACCCAGUCAAUACCGUUCAAUUCCCCUUAUGCUUACCAUGAAUCUCUCAGUAAAGGAAUGCAUCCAGAUGACGCAGUAGACCUUUUAAGAGAAGUGUCCCAAAUUUCGAAUCAACAACAAGCUGAGGAGGUUGCUAAAGUUCUCGAGUAUCAACCACUUGCCUUAGCAGCUGCUGCAGUCUACGUGCAAACAAUUGUCAGCUAUGGUACCCCUAAUUACCGUUGGACAAAAUACCUGGAAACAUUGAAUAGCGAGGAACGCGAAGCCAGAGAAGAGCUUUUCGCGCAAAAAAACAGAGCAUAUCCCAAAACAACGGCUACUGCAAUCAGAAUAGCAAUAACUCGAGCUUUGGAAAGCGACAAAGUUCUUUGUGAAGUAUUUUGCUUGUUUUCGCUAUGCACAUCUGAUUCUCUACCUAUUGAGGCUGCAGUUGACUUUGUUAAAUUUCGUAACAAGCAACAAAAAGAAGAUUUUAUCAGAGCUAAAAUUCUGGAAUCGACCAUGAUAACUUGCUUGUAUGAUGUUGACGGCACACCCACUUACUUAAGAGUACAUAACGUUGUUCAUGAAGUGCUUAAGUCCACUGUAACAUCAGUCCUGAACCGCACACAUAAAGCUGAGUACUUUUCUGUUGCUGUUAAGAUUUUCAGUUCAUUAAUUGAAGACAACAAGAAGCUGCUACUUGCAAGUGAGAGUGCGUGCAUAAAGUUAAGACUAACUACCAGUCAUUGUAAAGAGUUAUAUCAACAUUUCAAGACUAAUUUUACCGACACAGAAUUAACUAAUAAUGAAUUAUUCCCCUCCAUAGCUCCUAGAAAUUUAGUAUCCUGGCUUUCCUCAACUGCUGAAGUCAGUCGCAAAUUGAGUAAUAUAUCGGACGCUCACCUCUUUUGUACAUUAUGCUCUGAUUUUGUAAAUUAUCUUGAUGACGAGCUAAGAGAUAAGCUGGAAAAGGCGAAUUAUUUUCGAGUGCAAGGCCAUGUUUCCAAGGAUCUUGACCAGAACAAUCAAGCUAAAGAGUACUUUGAGAAGUCUCUUGCCAUUAGCAAAGAGAUUUAUGGUGUACACCAUGGUGACGUAGCGGACAAUUACAACAACCUGGGAAAUGUUUACAGAAACCUUGGUCAGUACAAUCAGGCUAAAGAAUACUAUGAGAAGUCUCUUGCCAUUAGGAAAGAGAUUUAUGGUGAACACCAUGGUGACGUAGCGGCAAGUUACAACAACCUGGGAACUGUUUACAGAAACCUUGGUCAGUACAACCAGGCUAAAGAGUACCAUGAGAAGUCUCUUGCUAUUAAAAAAGAGAUUUAUGGUGAACACCAUGGUAACGUAGCGGCAAGUUACAACAACCUGGGAACUGUUUACAGUGACCUUGGUCAGUACAAUCAGGCUAAAAAAUACCAUGAGAAGUCUCUUGCCAUUAGAAAAGAGAUUUAUGGUGAACACCAUGGUGACGUAGCGAGAAGUUACAACAACCUGGGAAUUGUUUACAGGAAACUGGGUCAGUACAAUCAGGCUAAGGAAUACCAUGAGAAGUCUCUAGCCAUUAGAAAAGAGAUUUAUGGUGAACACCAUGGUGAGGUAGCGCAAAGUUACAACAACCUGGGAACUGUUUACAGUGACCUUGGUCAAUACAAUCAGGCUAAAGAAUACCAUAAGAAGUCUCUUGCCAUUAGAAAAGAGAUUUAUGGUGAACACCAUGGUAACGUAGCGAGAAGUUACAACAACCUGGGAACUGUUUACAGGAAGCUGGGUCAGUACAAUCAGGCUAAAGAAUACUAUGAGAAGUCUCUUGCCGUUAAAAAAGUUAUUUACGGCGAGGAGCAUUCCUCUGUAGCGAACAGUUAUUUCGACCUUGGCAAUAUCUAUUGUAGCGUUAAACAGUACCCUGUUUCUGAAGAAUGCUAUGAAAAGGCUCUGAACAUUUAUAAAACCUUGUAUGGCGAGCAGCAUGCUGCUGUGAAAAGAACUUUCAACGAGUUAGGAUUCGUUAAAAGGAAACAAAGAGAACUUAAUCAAACUCGUAACAAAUGUUGCAUUGUUUAAGAACAGAAGCAUAUAAACUGGGGAACUUCUACCUAUUCCACCAGAACUAAUAAUUAUACUUCACUUUGGGAUCUUUGCUAGUCAUUCAUUUGUUUAUAGGCUAAGUUUUUUUAAAACCAAGUAUUUGAGCGAUUUAAAAGCACUCCAUUCAAAUAAGCGUUCUCCCACCCCAUAAUACCCCUCCCUACUGAAUAUCCGAUAUUGGCAGUAUGGAUAUCUUCCGAUAAAUUCAAUCAAUGACACAUCUCCAAUAAGACACCUUUUAUGCACCCUAUAGUCUCCCCAUUCCCUCCCCCAUUUUGAAUAUCUUUUGCUUUUAAUUUCUCCUGGCGUAUUUUAGCAUUUGUAGUGUCAACAUUCGCUCUGUUCCUUCUUCUCCUGCAGAAAACUGGGCUUUGAAAAGUCACCAUUGUCAAGAAUCGGGUCUCUUAUAUUGCAACUAAAAGAAGCGGCAAAAUUCUAAAUGAUGGCAUGUAUCAUUUCUGCUGAAUUGGCCACAUUCCUUGGUGCAAAUUCCAUCAGCGAUUAAAUUUCUAGGCUCCAUAUUUUUUUAAGGUAAACAAAACGUCGUUACAAAAACAAGUAGUGUUGUUGCAGAAAGGUGUUCUUCUUUUGCAAGAAAAUCUGUACAUGUUGCGCAUUUUACUGGCCCAAAGCAAACUUGUUUUGAAGCCGGUGACGUGCAUCGCGUGACUCGCGUAAUUUUAUGAAAUCGGAAGUCAAUAUUCAAGCAAUGCAUGGUGUCUUGAUUGACAUUAUCUUGAUAUUUUUUCCUAGACAGAGUUUCUAUAAUAUACUUUCUUAAAGCUAGAGCUUAUGUACAUUUUCAUUAAUAUUAUUCUAAUUAUAAUCAAUUUAAUGUACUUAGGUCAGCAACUAUUUCGAAACACACUGUAAUAAAUUAUUAAUAUUAUACUGAUUAUUGUAGUUGCCUUUGAUCCUUACGUUACCUUUCUUCGCUCAGGUGAAUAA